AUGGUGAAGUGCAGGGUACCAAAUUGUAGUAACUCCACAACUAAUAAAAAGAUGCAUGUCUUUCCAGCAUCUAAUGAUCAAAUGUUUUCAAUUUGGGUGAAGAGGGCGAAUAAUCCUCUAUUGGAUGAGGUAACCCCUUCGGUUUGUGGCAAAAAUCGACAUAUUUGUGACGCGCACUUCACAAAUAUUUGCAAACUCGAAUAUUUGACAACAAAUGCAAAGACAAAUCUAAAAGUUAAUGCCCUACCUACUCUAAAUAUGCCAGGAUUCACUGGAGACCCAUACUUAGAGAAGAAUUGUCUUAUGGAUAGAGCUACAUUCCAACUUGGUGUGUCGAUUCGUGAUAAGAAUAUAAAGACAGGGGCAUACCGUUUGUCAACAAAUAAUAAUACACCCUUGGUUUCUUCAAACUUUAUGGAAGAUUACCAAUUAGAAGUGUCUCCUUCACUGCAGUUACAGAAUUGUUCUCAGGUCGCUAGAGAAUGUUUUGAUGCAAAAGGAGAACAAUCUGCAACACCGAGGACAAAGCCAAUGAAACAAAAAUUCGAUGAUUCAAAAAGUCUGUUGGAAAAUGAUGAAAUGUAUCUGCAGCAAUUUUUAAAAUCUCAGGGAACAAUUGAUGAAGAAAUAAAGCAAGCAACAGUUGAUAAACAAUAUGCAUUACCCAAAGAAUCUAAUGAAGAUAUUAGCAAGUCAAUUAAUUUAAUGGAUAAUAUGAAAAAAACAUAUCCAGGAAAAUGUAAAACAACAACCAACAAUUGCCUGAAAAUGCCUUAUGAAACAGAAUUGGAUGAAUACGAUAAUAUUUGUCCAGAAACCAAUGAAAUAUUACUACAGCGUUUUUUAAAAUCUGAAGUAACAAUUGAUGAAAAAACAAUUGAUGAGCCAUAUCCAGUCUUCAUUAUGUUAGAUGAAGAACCUUAUGUACGUAACGAAGAUAUUACUAAGCCAAUUAUGAACAAAUCAUUGGAAGAAGAACCAGGAAAAGGUAAAAUGGCAACCAACAAUUGCCUGAAUAUGUCUGAUGAAACUAAUUCAAACUCAACUAUUAAAAUUGAACCAAUUCAAUAUCCUCAAGUGAAGCAAGAAUUUGAUGAUAAUGAAGGAUUCAUCUUGCCAGAACACGAUGAAAUAUGUCUACAGCGUUUUUUAAUAUCUAAGGUAACAAUGGAUCAAGAAACAGUUGAUGAACAAGAUGCAACUAUCAGUACAGGUAAAAUAAUAUUAGAUGAAGAACCUUACCUGCAUAACAAAGAUCUUGGUAAGUCAAUUAAUUUAAUAUCUAAUGAAACAAACUCAAACUCAACCAUUAUAAUUGAACCAACUGAAUAUCCUCAAAUGAAACGAGAAUUUAAUGAUAAUGAAGAUAUGCCACAAAACAAAAUAUUUCUACAGCGAUUUUUGAAAUCUGAGGUAACAAUCGAGGAAGAAAUAAAGGAAGAAGAGAUUGAGUACCAAGAUUCGGCUACCAGCACACAUGAAAUAAGCUCAGUUCAAAAACAUUACAUAUGUAAUCAAGAAAUCAGUACGAAUAAUACGAGCAAAUCAUUUGAAAAUGUUUCAAGUAAACAUAAAACAAUCCAUAAAUGUGAAAUAUGUAAUAAAGGAUUUAAACGGUCAUUUGGUUUGAAUCGGCAUUUAUCAGUGCAUACUCAAGAACGCCCUUACAGUUGUGAAAUAUGCAAUAAAACAUUUAGAUCAAAACUUGGAUUUGAUGGACAUGAAAUUAUUCAUACUAGAGAACGGCCUUUCAAUUGCCAAGUAUGCAAUAAAACAUUUGCUAGAAAAGCCGCCUUAAAUAACCAUGAAAUUAUUCAUGCUGAAAAACGCCCUCAUGAAUGUCAAAUGUGCAAUAAAACGUUCACAACAAAACACAUAUUAGCCCGACAUGAAAUUAUUCACACUGGAGUACGCCCGUACAAAUGUGAAAUAUGCAAUAAAGGAUUUUCAGAUUUUUCUACUUUAAGAAAGCAUUCUGCAAGACACAGUGAAGAUCGACCUUAUAAAUGUGAAACAUGCGAUAAAACAUUCAAAUAUCAACCAGCAUUAUACCGGCAUAAAAUCAUCCAUACCGGAGAACGUCGUCAUGUAUGCAAAAUAUGCAAUAAGACGUUUAUUCAAUCAGCUCAUUUGAAAGUUCAUUUUGUUUUACACACCGGGGAACGCAAUUAUGAAUGUAAAGUAUGCAAUAAAAGAUUUUCAGAUUCAAGAAAUUUGAAAAUUCAUUCUAUAAAGCACAGUGAUGAUCGACCUCAUAAAUGUAAAACAUGUGAUAAAACAUUCAAAUAUCAAAGCACUUUAAAAAAUCAUGGAAAGAUCCACACUUCAGAUUUAGAUUGA
Molecule: messenger RNA, 2340 nt
Organism: Ctenocephalides felis (cat flea)
Lineage: Eukaryota; Metazoa; Arthropoda; Insecta; Siphonaptera; Pulicidae
Product: zinc finger protein 39-like
Exons: 6
Coding region: 1-2340 (779 amino acids)
Biological process (GO): regulation of transcription by RNA polymerase II
Cellular component (GO): nucleus
Molecular function (GO): RNA polymerase II cis-regulatory region sequence-specific DNA binding; DNA-binding transcription factor activity, RNA polymerase II-specific
Source: RefSeq, a predicted model, not a curated record